UCUAUACUGAAAAAUUCCAACAUUUGAACAUGCCUAAAGAACAAGGGUCUCAAGGGUGGAUUUUCAAUGAAUUAUUACACUUGGAUAAUAUAGAUUUUUGCUUUUCAGACUAUAUACCAUCAUAUGAACGUGUCGUAUUUUUAUUGGAAACUAUACAAAAAACAUAUCUAGAUUAUUCAGAUCUUUUGAAAUCUGCAUUUAUUUCAGAGUACAAUACACAACAUAUAAUAGAUUCAUCAGAUCCAUUACACCCAAAUAAUUGUUUACUUUAUAUCUCUUCUAGCACCAAACCUGGUUAUUGGAUGCAAAGGAAUAUUGGCAUGGAUCAGAAUAUAAACUUAAGCCUUUAUCGGGAACACUUAUGCAGGUAUUUUGGAAAAACGAAACUAUCAUGUUUUUGACAA
Molecule: messenger RNA, 404 nt
Organism: Pneumocystis murina B123
Lineage: Eukaryota; Fungi; Ascomycota; Pneumocystomycetes; Pneumocystales; Pneumocystaceae
Exons: 2
Coding region: 30-401 (123 amino acids)
Molecular function (GO): metal ion binding
Source: RefSeq, a predicted model, not a curated record